Molecule: messenger RNA, 1703 nt
Organism: Paralichthys olivaceus (Japanese flounder)
Lineage: Eukaryota; Metazoa; Chordata; Actinopteri; Pleuronectiformes; Paralichthyidae
Source: RefSeq, a predicted model, not a curated record
ACAAAGUCCUGCAGCAGGAUUUGUUCUGCAGCAGAAUCUGAUGCUCAGGCGUCUCAGUCCAACACUGACUUCAGUCAUCCGGUUUACAAAGAGAUCGCUGUGGCCAACGGACACAUCAACCGCAUGUCCAAGGACGAGCUCCGGAUCAAGUUAUCAGAGCUGAAACUCGACACGAGAGGAGUGAAGGAUGUGAUGAAGAAGAGGUUGAAGAGCCACUAUAAGAAGCAGAAGCUGAUGCAGUCCGCAGGUGAGGGGGGGCCCACCGACACCUACUACGACUACAUCUGUGUGGUCGACUUUGAGGCGACGUGCGAGGAAGAUAAUCCGUCGGACUUCCUGCACGAAAUCAUCGAGUUCCCUAUGGUCCUCAUCAGCACACACACGUUAGAAAUCGUCGACACCUUUCAGGAAUAUGUGAAACCUGAGUUGAACCCGCAGCUUUCAGACUUUUGUGUGAAGUUAACAGGAAUAACGCAGAAAAUGGUUGACGACGCAGACCCGUUCCCUGAAGUUCUUCAGCGAGUCGUGGCUUGGCUCCAGGAGAGAGAACUCGGGACAAAAUACAAAUAUGCCAUCCUGACUGAUGGGGCCUGGGAUAUGAGCAAGUUCCUCAACAUCCAGUGUCGUCUGAGCGACAUCCGAUAUCCUCAGUUUGCAAAGAAGUGGAUAAACAUAAGGAAAUCCUACGGCAACUUCUACAAGGUCCCUCGCACGCAGACGAAGCUGAGCACCAUGCUGGAGAAGCUGGGCCUGAAGUACGAAGGGCGGCCUCACUCCGGCCUGGACGACUCGCGCAACAUCGCCAGGAUAGCUCUUCGCAUGCUGAAGGACGGGUGUCAGCUGCGCGUCAACGAGCGGAUGCACGCCGGUCAGCUGCUGUCGGUCCCCAGCUCGGCUCCUGUGGAAGGAGCCCCCCCGCCGCACAGCCCCCGCAGUAGAGAGUAACGCCACAGACUCCGCCCCCCCCCCCACAAGAGUUUAAAAAAGAAUCCAAAGCACUUUACAGACUCGAGGUAAAGUUUUUAUUUUGGAGCUCGGUGACGGGGAUUUGAGUCUGAAAAAUAAAAGAGAUGUAAUGUAGAUUUUUCAGACUGUGCAGGUCUUCGAUUGUUUCUCUCUAAUCUCAUCUGCAGUUGUUUUUAAACCCACGUGUGAGGUCGUUCCACUGUGCUGUGGGAGGAGCUUCAGUCUUAUCUGUGUUAAAUCUGCCUCACGCCUUCUCAAGCUGCUAAAAACAUCCACAACAUGGAUCCACAUGAAUUUUAUUUCUCCCUUGAUUGUGAGGAUUUAGUUUUUUUUUUAUUCCUGGGUUUGAUCCCAAGAAAAAAAAAAACACUUUAGAGGCAAAAAAAAAAAAAAGUGUUGAUAUUCACUUUGUCUUUGUGCCAAUCGUGGUGCUGUUCUAAACAAAUCUACACAAAUGCUGCUACGCUGUGUUGUGUGAAGAGCUUCAGAGCCGCAACAUCGAACGACCGCUUUCCCACAGCGAGUCCAAGAGAACUCUCAUCGUCUGCGUGGAGAUCCUGAAACUAUCACGUGAAAACGUUGACGAACAGCUGAGGACACGUGAGUCCGUUGUGAGUUCUGUGCGAGUUCCGCCUCUGUUGUAGGAUCCCGACACCUUUUGUAUGGAAUUAAUGUUUAUUUCACGGAGCCUGAUCUAUUUUAACAGGAAUAAAUGUUCUUCCGAAUGCUAAAUCUUG